This is a messenger RNA of Loxodonta africana (African savanna elephant), 5296 nucleotides long. RefSeq names its product synaptogyrin 1 (gene SYNGR1). The transcript has 4 exons. Gene Ontology annotation, cellular component: neuromuscular junction; synaptic vesicle membrane. The coding region runs from base 28 to 741 and encodes 237 amino acids. Lineage: Eukaryota; Metazoa; Chordata; Mammalia; Proboscidea; Elephantidae. The record is from RefSeq and is a predicted model, not a curated record.
GGGGGGCACCGUGCGGGUGCAGCCACGAUGGAAGGGGGUGCGUACGGAGCGGGCAAAGCUGGGGGCGCUUUCGACCCCUACACCCUGGUCCGGCAGCCGCACACCAUCCUACGCGUCGUGUCUUGGGUCUUCUCCAUCGUGGUGUUCGGCUCCAUCGUGAACGAGGGCUACCUCAACAUUCCCGACGAGGCUGAGGGGGGCAAGGAAUUCUGCAUCUACAACCGCAACCCCAACGCCUGCAGCUACGGUGUGACCGUGGGCGUGCUGGCCUUUCUCACCUGCCUGCUCUACCUGGCCCUGGACGUGUACUUCCCACAGAUCAGCAGUGUCAAGGAUCGAAAGAAGGCAGUCCUGUCCGACAUUGGUGUCUCGGCCUUCUGGGCCUUCCUCUGGUUCGUGGGCUUUUGCUUCCUAGCCAACCAGUGGCAGGUCUCCAAGCCCAAGGACAACCCGCUGAACGAAGGGACGGACGCGGCCCGGGCCGCCAUCACCUUCUCCUUCUUCUCCAUCUUCACUUGGGUGGGCCAGGCAGUGCUGGCCUUCAAGCGGUACCAGAUUGGCGCCGACUCGGCCCUGUUCUCCCAGGACUACAUGGACCCCAGCCAGGACUCCAGCAUGCCUUACGCCCCCUACGUGGAGCCCACCGCUGGGCCAGAUCCUACUGGCAUGGGCGGCACCUACCAGCAGCCGGCCAACGCCUUCGAUGCCGAGCCCCAGGGCUACCAGUCACAGGGCUACUGAGCCACAGUGACCGCCUCCCCCUGCCCGCCCCUGCCCCACCGACCCUAUCUAUGCCCCUUCCUCCACACCCAGCCCCCUGCUCCCUCCCAGGCCACCCUGCCCAGUGCCUCUUUAGCCUCGGAGUUGUCCCACUGAGUUCCAGGGAGGCUUGGGGUGGGAUGCAGGCAGCAAGCUGCUGGGGGGCUGUCCACGUGUGUGUGCAAGUACGUCCAAGGGCAUGUGCCCAGCACGGGCCUGGAGGGUGGUGACUAGGGGUGCUUGCAUUCAUUCAUUGCGUCAUUGAGCAUUUAUUGGGUGCCUACUGUGUGUCAGGCCGGUGCUUGGCACAGGUGGUGAAGGAGGCAGAAGUGGUCCCAGAUGGGGAAAAAUGAGAUGAGGAAGAGGGGCCGUGGGCACCAGAGAUGAGAAUGAGGGGAACAAUAGACCUGGGAGGGCUGGGGAGGCAUGCUGGGAAGGUUUGGCUCGGCCAUAGGGCAAGUGUAAAUACUCACGGGACAUGGGCUGUCACCUGCAGAGCCUUCUCCAUUCUCAACAGUCCUACUAGGAGAGUUGGGGCUUCCCCACCCUAUGAUGGGGAGGAAACUGAGGCCCGGGAGGUCAGGGGCACUCGCCUAGGGUCACUCAGCAGCCAGUGGGGAGCGAGGCCCAGCCCAGGCCGAGGACUGCAGAGUGCCUGCUCUCCCUGCCGACCCCGCCACCCCCACCCCCUCGCCGGCCUGGAGCUCGGUGUUACUGUCAUUCUGGGAGCCCUUGGGGGCCUCAGCCCCAUAGGACACCCUGACUGCUGCAAGCAGGGGCCUGUUCCACCCCAGCUGGGGCAGUCCUGCCUCUGGGCCCCCGUCCCACAUCCAGCAGCCCAUUCCAGCCCUUGGCCUUCCUCUGGAGGUGGUGGAACCGAGACCCCCCCCCACCCCCCCGCCAGCCCCGUGGCUCCUUUUCCUGUGUGUUGCUCCUUGCUCUGUGUGUUCGUGGAAGCUCGUUCCCGGGAGCUCAGGAGACCCACCCCACUUUGUGGCAUUUGAAGGACUGAGCACUGUCCCUGCAUCUGGGCUGGCGUUCUGAGUGCUUGCCCAGGGCCUAGGUGGCUGAGGAGGCCCAGAAGGAGGGAGGGGCUGGCCCAAGGGCACAGCAAGUGAGGCCCAGCCCCACCCCCACCAGGUGACCCAAUUCUCCACCUUCGUGACCGCCCAGGAAACGGAACCUGAUCUGGGACGCUGUGCCAUCUCUGGGGCCGGCUCCUGGUGGGGGCAGAGUGAACAGCACUGGGGCUUUGGACCAGCCAGGCUGGCACGGGCCUCUAUGUCCCCAUGCGUGAGCUGCUGCUGUGGGGUGCAUGGCCCCUGGGAUGACAUGGAUGAGAGCCCCUGUGCAUAGUAGGCUUGGGGGAGGCCAUGGAUGCAGGGGAGAAGGCAGCAGGUGUCCCCAAAGGCACACAGAGGACUGUGGGGCCCCAGGGAUGGGACGGAUUCUUGCACAGGUGGGCACUUAGCUGAGCCUUAGGGGGCAGGGAGACCUGAAACAGGUGCACAGGGGCGGGGGAUGGAGUAGUGUAACCAGGUCCAGGAGAGGCUUGUGGUCCAUCCUGUCUGCCCAGCGUCCACACCUCUCUUCAGAGCCCUCCCUGUGAGGAGAUCACAAGGGAUUGUGGGUCGGGCACGGUGCUGCUGUUUCCACCACCACUCCCUGUCCUCCCCGCCCAAGAACCCUGAAAGGCAGGUAAUAUCUGCUCAUUGGUUCAGCAGACAGUUAUCGGGCAUCUGUGCAGGGCGCUGGGUGCUGGGCGUGGUCUCUGCCCUCACGGAGCUUGCAGUCUGUGAGGGAAGAUGAGCACUAAACAGCUAUACGAAGAGUCCAUUGCAGGUGCGUGUGCUAGCCAGGGUCCCAAGUCUCCCUUGAGGACAGGGCCCCAGGGGUGGGCAGGAGUUAACACAGCAGUGAGGGGAGGAGGGACACCCUGGACAGAGAAGCAGCACGGCGUCGCCAUUUCCCAGAAGGGGAAACCGAAGCUGAGGGGGCAUAAGUGAGUUAGCGGUGGAGCUUGUGUCUGAACCCAGGACUGUUGGAGGCCCAAGGACAGCAGGGACAGAACAGGACCUCAGACAGCUGAGUGACCUCUGGUUGUUGCUGACUGCCAUUUCCUAAGUCUGGGGAAGGAGCUCCGUCCCUGGUUCUCCAUCCCCCAGUGGCCUGAAGGGACUCAGAUGGUAUCUGAACCAGACCAGAGGUUUCUGAAGCCGGUGAUGGUGUGGGUGGGCAUGAAUGUUUCUGGGAGGGUGAGAGUCUGUGCCCACCCACAGGAGGCUGUGCAAGUCCCCCUUGCGCACUCCCCACCACAAACCUUCCCUGCCCAUGGGUGUGAGGAGACCCCAGCGUGCUGCCCACCUGUUGCUCCUGGGGCACCAGCCAGCUGCAUGUGGAUCACGCCCUCUAUAGACCUCAGUUGCUUCUCCCGUGUAAUGGGGUAAUGAUGUAAUGGGGCCGGAGGCAGGUACCUGUUAAACUUCACUCAGCCCCUGAGUGUAUAUUACAGACCCUUCUGCCUGCCUCCCUCCAGACUGGAAAAGUCUAUAAGACCUCCUUCCUCCUGCCAGGGCCCAGCCUUGUGGUGGAGGUGAAAGCACACAGAGAGGGUGAGAGAUGUACGAAGGCGCGCAGCAGGUGAGGGCAGGGUUUGGAUGGGCUCCAGGGUUCCUGACUCCUGUCCUGGGAGGUUAAUGGAGGACACCCCCCAGAGCCUCAAGCUCAGAGCCUACACUCAAGGGCAGUGGUAUCCCCUCUUCCCUCCCACUAUCCUCCCUGCCACUGUCUUGCUCCCAAGCCUUUCCUUGGAGAAGGGCCCUUGCACCCUGGCCCUGCAGAGUUUGGGUCCCACCCCCCCCAACACCAAGCACAAGAGAGGGCCUGGGACACCUGGGUUCCACACAAAAAGGACCCUUAGAGACUGUGGAGUCUGGGGUGGAGGACAGUGACUUGUCCAAGGUCAUGAUACAGAGCUGGAGGUUUGGGAGCCAGGUCUCCUGCCUCCCGAGUUGUCAUUCUUCUCAUUCAGUCACAGGCUGUGUUGCCUGUGUGGCCCCUGUCCAGCUCCAGGUGGGAGUGUAACCACUGAGGGACUAAUUCCCAGGGGACCAGUAUCAGUUACCCAUUCCAUCCUUCCCUGGUGAAUCUUGAUCUUCAAAGACCCAUGGGGGCUCCAGGCUUCCCCCAUGUAACCAAGAGCCCCCGCUUGUUACUCCUUGGGAAUCCUCCCAACCUUGACCCAAGACCCCUUUGAUUCCAAGGAACACGAAGGGGAAACACCCCUCCGAAGAGUUUAUGGGGGGAUGGACUGGUCCAGCCAUCUCCCAGCGAUGCCCCUGACUUGACACCCCAUCCGCAGGUGCCCUGGCCCCUCCUGCAGCAUUACUGCCUGUGUAUAGUAUAAAUAUAUAUAUUUUCUAUAUAUAAGAUGUAUAAUAUAAGUCUCCACAAAUAUAUCUGUGUGUGUGUGUGUGUGUGUGUGUGUGUGUGUGCGCGGUGAAGGGCGGUCCCCCCCGGACCCCCACUCUAGACUCCCCCACCACCUAGUGCAGUCUCUCAAGAGUGAAUCCAGUGGCCCCAUGGCACCCUUAUUUAUGACAUCUGUCCAUUUGUGGUGAACCAAGUGAAGGUGGUGACUUCUGGUGACACAGUAAUAAAGUGAAGACUCAAAACCCACCAGGGGAUUGCAAGUGUGUCCUGGUGUGUCUCUGUUCUUGGUGAGUGUGGCAUGGAACUGCCCAUCCCCAGUGUCUCCCGUAACCUGGACCAUAUUUUAUUUGCUCAUUGUUUAAUAAGUUUUUAAUUACACAAAAAAAACCUAUAAAUAUACUCUUAGAAAGUCAAUACAUUUGAAGCCAAAACCCCCAACACACACACUGACACAAUCACCAUUCCCCGGCCUGGGCUGUUCCUGGAUUCCCAGAGGUAACGAGGUUUAGGAGCUUGGCCUGUUUCCUUCCAGGCCAUUUCCAUGUUUUUACACACAUAUGUGUACAGCACCUGUUCUUAAAGCUGGUGACUCUAGGCUGACGUAUUUAUCCAGAGCCUUUAAAUGUCAGAUACUGCUAGGCCCUGGAAGUUCAACAUCGAACAAGAUGGACACAGUCCCUGCCCUUGCCUAGUGGGGAAGGUGGAUCUUAAAGAAACUUGCAAGUAAAAAUAGAAGUUGUGAUAACUGCUGGGGUAGGGUAAGAGAAUGUCAGAAGACAAGAUUUAGGCUGUGGGCUCAGAGCCUGGCGAGACCCUCAGAUCAAGCAGGGGUUAGGCAGCAAGGGGUGCACUGGUGAACGUCCUGGACAGGAGCAGGAACACAGGUCCCUGGACAGGGAGGAGCUUGGGAGUGGCAAGGGGUGGUGGAGGCUUAGGGGGAGAGGAGAGUGAGGAACAGGCUAGAGGACAGUCUGGUCGCACCCUGUAAGGAGUUUGGGUUCAUUCUAAGGGAUGUGGGAAACCACUGAAGGAGGGAUGCCAUCCUGACACCUGCUUCAAAUAGACCACUGGUGGACCACGUGGCAGUUAAAAAGCUGCUGCUCAU